This is a messenger RNA of Acanthosepion pharaonis, 570 nucleotides long. NCBI's taxonomy places the organism in Eukaryota, Metazoa, Mollusca, Cephalopoda, Sepiida, Sepiidae. The record is from the annotation of a GenBank genome assembly.
AUGCCGACUAAAGCUAAGUUUUUGUAUUUCCAGGAACCAUUAGAUAUGGAACCUGAAGAGCCCAUCACCCCUUCAAGUGGACCCACAACCCAGGUGAGCAGCAGCAAUGGGGCUACAGCAAGUGCAGGGAGCCAAGUGAAGUGGAAGAAAGAAGUGCUCUCUGAUAUUGAAGUAGAAGCUGAAAAUGGAAAAAGGCCGACACAAGAGAAGACUACUGCCAAUCGUCCAUGUAAAGAACACUCAUUUCUGACGGAUGUAGCUGAUGUUCGAAUGAUGGAACAAGGGUUAUUACAACUUUUAGAUGAUUUUCACUCUGGCAAAUUACAGGCUUUUGGAGUGGACUCAUCAUGUGAAAAAAUGGACCAAAUAAGAGAACAACAAGAACGACUGGCACGACUACAUUUUGAUUUGGAUCUUCAACAGGAUCUUCACAGGUUAGAUACUGAUAUGGCAAGAAAAACAGCCAAUGAGAAUCUGGGAAAAUUAAUUGAUCAGCUGCAGUGUCUGAGCACAUCUAUACAAACUCUACAGAAGAAUGACACCCCAGCUCCCUCCUCGACAAAUCCUUGA